AUGAAUGUUUCCGGCAAGAUGGAAUCUGCAAUUCGGAGACGCCAUGGGACAGACAACGUCCGGGUAUUCAAGCCCCUCCUUCGCGCCUACGCGCUCGGGUACCUGUCAUCGGUCACCCCGAAACUGGUGUCUUACGUACGCCGACUGAGAAAUAAGGACUGGACAACCCAACAGAAACUCCAAGAGCUAGCAAAGGUCUUGACUGGUCCUUUCCGUAUCAACAGCUUUCCUACGUCCUGUGCUGUCCUGGUCGGCGGGUCAACGCUUCUACCUAUAGGGUUGUAUCGUCUGUGUGCGUUGAUAACAGCAGGGCUCUCCAGAAUUGACGUUCGAGUUUCUCAAAGGCUCGACCGCCUGAUUCGGUUUGUCGCCACUUUUCUAUCAGGGUGGUUCAGUUUCCAACUUCUCAACAAGAACCGAAUCUGCCUACCAAUCGAAGAUGUCAGAGCUAUCCGGGAAUCCGAAAAUCAGGGGAAAGACCCUAGCAAGGUCAUAGCCAAUCCACUAGAGCAUCACCGUCCGGAAUUGGCAGGGAGGACAAUGGAUCUGACCAUCUAUAUGGUCACAAGAGCCGUGGAUGCAGUCGCGUGUGUCGCAUGGAGUCGCUGGUCCCGUCACCGCCGGGCCCAGAACCGCUGGACUACUAUCGAGUCGAUGAUCCCUGGCAUCGCCGACGCAAGUGUUUUUGCCAUGAGCGCCGCUAUUGUCAUGUGGGCCUGGUUCUAUGUCCCGGAGAGACUGCCCAGGGCCUACGAGAAGUGGAUUGGAGAGGCUGCUCAAGUGGACUCACGCCUAAUCGAGGCCUUGCGUCGUGCCAGGCGAGGAGUCUUUGUAUACGGAAAGGAUACAGGCCAAGCCCCCCUUCUCGAGUCAAUGUGCAGAGACUACAACUGGCCAGAGGUGUGGGGAGAUCCAGCGAAAGUGAUUCCGAUUCCCUGCGAAAUGGUGCACAUGGGUUAUAGCACCAGUUGUGAGAAACAUGCAUUGUAUCGAUUCGCCAAAGCCUUCAAAUUCGCCUGUGCAACCUACAUACCCUUACAGGUUGUUUUCCGGCUCCGCAGGAUGAAAUCCGCAACCGCCAUCCGCCGGGUUCUCACCGAUGCCAGUCGGUCGUCUGCCUUCCUCGCAUCUUUCGUGAGCCUAUUCUACUACGGCGUCUGUCUCGCUCGGACACGACUUGGUCCCAAGAUCUUCGAUGCAAAAACGGUCACGCCGAUGAUGUGGGACUCGGGACUUUGCGUCGGCAUGGGAUGUCUCAUGUGUGGUUGGAGUGUAUUGGUUGAGAAGGCGCGGAAGAGGCAGGAGUUGGCGCUAUUUGUGGCACCACGGGCUGCCGCCACGGUUUUGCCACGGUUGUAUGAUAAAAAGUACCAAAUCCGAGAGCGCAUUGCAUUUGCUAUAAGCGCUGCUGUUCUUAUGACCUGCCUCCUCUAUCUCCAGAAGAGCGUCUUCGAGGUGGAGCGGAGGUACUUCUCGAGGAAUUUCCUGCUACACGAACAGCGCAAUUCAUCUGCAGCGCCUUUCAGUACCCCAGAAUCGCAAAAGCGAAAUACCUCUACAAUGUACUAUACCAUCAGCUUAAUCCUCGGAACGGUUGCACUCGCAUACGGAUCUGUCCCUUUGUACAAGAUGAUUUGCCAACAGACCGGCUGGGGUGGCCAGCCCAUCCUCACCCAUCGCACAGGCGACGGCGAUACUUCUGCACGCGUGACGCCAGUGACCGACUCUCGUCGCCUACGAAUUACCUUCAACGGCUCAGUAUCAGACGUGCUUCCUUGGAAGUUCACCCCUCAGCAGCGCGAGGUCCGCGUACUGCCCGGCGAAACCGCACUGGCAUUCUAUACCGCGACGAAUAAGGGCCCGAAUGAUAUCAUUGGAGUCGCAACAUACAGUGUGACGCCUGGUCAGGUUGCGCCGUACUUCAGCAAGAUUCAAUGCUUCUGCUUUGAGGAACAGAAGCUCAAUGCGGGGGAGACGGUCGAUAUGCCUGUUUUCUUCUUCAUCGAUCCCGACUUCGCAACUGAUCCUAAUAUGAGGGGUAUCGAUACCAUUACCCUGUCAUACACUUUCUUUAAAGCGAAAUAUGACGACAAUGGCGUUUUGAAGCCCAUCGCAUCAUAG
Penicillium bovifimosum is the source of this 2121-nucleotide messenger RNA. Its product is annotated as cytochrome c oxidase assembly protein. Bases 1 to 2121 code for a protein of 706 amino acids. The record is from RefSeq and is a predicted model, not a curated record. Gene Ontology annotation, molecular function: copper ion binding. Gene Ontology annotation, cellular component: mitochondrial inner membrane. NCBI's taxonomy places the organism in Eukaryota, Fungi, Ascomycota, Eurotiomycetes, Eurotiales, Aspergillaceae. The transcript has 8 exons.